AUGCACCACUUCCCGCGUUUACGAGCUGCUGAAAUUUCCGGUGCCUUUGCAGCGUAUCGGUUGCCGAGCCUUCGACCUCAGGGACCUCUUUUAGCUCCGAAGAGAAUAGUUUCAGGUGUCCAGCCCACAGGAUCAAUACAUCUCGGCAAUUAUCUUGGUGAAGUCUUCUAUACGAAUGACAUUCCUGGUUAUAAAAAUUCAUAUGAGACACUCUUUUUUAUUGUGGACCUCCAUGCGAUAACAUUGCCAUAUGAUACACAGCAAUUAUCUGAAGCGACAAAAGAUACUGCGGCUCUUUAUGUGGUGUGGAUACUUCCAAGGUCUGCUGUCUCAGUUUUUGUGCUGUCUCAUGUACGUGCUCAUGUAGAGUUGAUGUGGCUUCUGAGUUCUGCCACCCCAAUCGGUUGGCUCAAUAAGAUGAUACAGUUUAAAGAGAAAUCACGGAAGGCUGGGGAUGAGAACGCUGGGGUUUCUCUUUUAACUUAUCCUGUGCUGAUGGCGUCACCAACAUUUCCCUUGCAGUCUGAUUUUGUCCCUGUCGGCGAGGAUCAGAAGCAACACCUCGAGCUGACUCGAGAACUAGCUGAGCAUGUUAACUAUCUAUAUGGAGGAAGGAAGUGGAAGAAGCUGGGAGGACAAGGUGGUGCUAUCUUUAAGGUUCCCGAAUCCCUUAUUCCACCAACUGGUGCUCGUGUGAUGUCUCUAACUGAUGGUCUUUCCAAGGCCACUCUUUCUGGCCCUCCUGGGCUAUACGUAGAAAACCAUCCCCUAAACCCGCGUGUGUGCUACAACGCUUGGACUUCCCUUCGCCCCAGCUUGGAGUUCGAUAAUCCUGAAAGACCUGAAUGUAACAACCUUCUCUCGAUAUAUCAACUCGUUACUGGCAAGACAAAACAGGAGGUCGUGGAAGAAUGUCGAGAUAUGAACUGGGGAACUUUCAAACCCCUGCUUACUGAUGCUUUAGUUGAUCAUCUACAUCCAAUCCAGGUUCGCUAUGCGGAAAUUAUGUCAGACCCCACUUAUUUGGAUGACAUUUUGGCCGAGGGUGCCAAUAAAGCUACAUCCAUAGCAGAUGUCACUCUCAAUAAUUUGUACCAGGCAAUGGGAUUUUUACGGAGAUGAGAUCAACGAAUGAGACUAUGAAAAGAACGGAAUCCGAAUGCACGUGACUUCAAUUCAUAU
Striga asiatica is the source of this 1182-nucleotide messenger RNA. NCBI's taxonomy places the organism in Eukaryota, Viridiplantae, Streptophyta, Magnoliopsida, Lamiales, Orobanchaceae. The record is from the annotation of a GenBank genome assembly.